UCGAUAUAAAGAACUACAAAAAAGGUUGUCUGUUUUCAGAAUGGCCAUGUUAGCUGCCUUUGUGCGGUUAUGCGUACUAUUUAUUCUUCUGGUUAUGUACGUGCACACGUGGUCUUUCUUCGUGCUAAAACUGAGCAAAGAGCAGAGAGGGGGAUUUGAGUGGUACCAUUUUGCCACCAUGUGGAACUUCUACUUGCAAACAGUGUACACAGUCAUUGCCUUCUUCACAGGGGUCAUUGACCUGGUGGCGAGGAAAGAGGUCAUUCUGACUAAGAGGUCACUGCAGAAACUAACUACAAAUCUAAUAUCGCCUCUGACGUCAUUCAUCGUGAUCGCAUUUUGGGUUCUAUUCCUCUCAAAUCCCGAUCUUUUACGACACAAAAAGCAGGACCUCCCAGUCUGGUUCAAUUUCAACGUCCAUCUAUACAUUAUUUUCCUGCCCAUCACUGAAUUUGCAUUCCUUCCAAGAAGUCACUCUCCUCUGUCUAAAUCAGCAAAGUAUUGUCUUCUCUUUGCAAUUGCAUAUGCAGGUUUCAUCGAGUACACGAUUGUGAAUUACAAUAUAGCCCCGUACCCCAUGUAUUUGGGGCUGUCGUUUUGGGAACGUCUUGGACUGAAUUGUACCUUCAUGCUGACAGGGAUUCCAGUGGCGUGCAUAUCAAGCUAUCUGCUCAAAAAUAUAAUUUAUAAACUGCAGGGUAAUAAGCACGUGAAAUCACACUAACACUAUUUUCAGUGCAUUUGAUGAUAAUUCUCGUGAGUAGUUUUACUUUAAAAAUUUCAAUUGUUAGAGUCAAACUGUAAGAAAGUCCCACUUUAAUUAGUAACUUGUGAAGUAAAAAAUACCGAUGAUAUCAAACUCUCAAUUUUUAUACUGCUUUCUAUAAAUACUUAAAUAAUUCAAAUAGCUUAUUAUUUCAAAAAUUCAAGUUUAAAAAUACAAGCUACUUUCAAAUCCUCAUUAAUCAAGAUAUGUUUUCGACUUUCGAAGAAAGUUACGUAAUAUUUGUGCUCGAUGUUUGUUUCUCCAGACAAAUUUCGACUUUUUAACUAGCAUCUUUUGACGAGAUUUUUAUGUAUCAUUUGAUUAGUAGUGUUGUCCUGUGCUCAAAAGCAAAUGAUAUUUCAACUGUGAUCCUUAAAUUAUGGGGGUUGAAAUAUUGUCAAUUUUGGACAACUGACGCGCGAUAUAUUUCGUGCUCUUAACGUGUAAGCAGUGAUUUAAUCCCUCUUAGACAUCGUUGCAAAUUGAAUUGAGGCAUGCUAUUUGUGUAUUCAAUACUUUGCUGUAUGCAAAAUUUAUCACUUUGUAAUUUGGAUAGCGUGUGGACAGAUGAUUUUCAAAAAAUCUUUAAAAAAAUUUCUUAAAUUUUAAUCCAUUUUUAAAAGUGAAGUUUACUCCAUCGCAUUUAAAGUGCAUUCGGAACAAUCAGAAAUGUUCCCUGAUACGAGAAGUCUUGUUAGAUUUAAUAUAUCGCUGAAAAUUUUUUAAUUGUGUUUUGUACUCCGAUGUCAUGAAGAUUCUAAA
Messenger RNA from Symsagittifera roscoffensis, 1528 nucleotides. RefSeq names its product androgen-dependent TFPI-regulating protein-like. Lineage: Eukaryota; Metazoa; Xenacoelomorpha; Acoela; Convolutidae. The transcript has 2 exons. The record is from RefSeq and is a predicted model, not a curated record. Gene Ontology annotation, cellular component: endomembrane system; membrane. The coding region runs from base 41 to 724 and encodes 227 amino acids.